AGAAGAGGAAGAGUUUCACACGGCACUUCCGGCAGAAAACCGCGCUGGACCUGCAGACGGAAUUUGUCCUCUGUCAUGUGCACUGAUUCCAUUUCCUGAAAGACACCCAAAUCUGCGUAUUUUUAGUUUGAGCUACAGAAGAAUGUUUAUUUUCAAUGGGUGUGAGCCGGCUUGAUGUUCUUUAUAGAAGGCUUCUUCUCACCAAACUCUUCAUCCAAGGAUGGGGGAAGCCAGAGGAUCUGAAAAGAAUAUUCAAGUUUCGGAAAAUCAUAGGCAACAGGGAGAGGUGCAAGAAUCUGGUACCAGUGGACUAUCCGAUAUUCAUUGACAAAGUAGAGGAUCACACAGAUUGCAAAAUUCACAACGGUCAUUUCAUAUCACCGUUGGAGCACUUUGUACCAGGCAUCUUGCCAACAGAGUCCAUCAAAGCCCGAUUCCAGUUCAUUGUACCCAAGAAAUGGAAGAGGCACAGACCAGUCUGUAUUCAUUUGGCUGGAACAGGAGACCACUUUUUCUGGCGAAGACGAACCCUGAUGGCCAGACCAAUGGUGAAAGAAUCAGGAAUGGCAUCGCUUCUGUUGGAAAAUCCUUAUUAUGGAUACAGGAAACCUAAAGACCAACUUCGCUCCAGUCUGAAUAAUGUAUCAGACCUUUUUGUGAUGGGUGGAGCCCUCAUCCUAGAGUCUGCAGUCCUGCUACACUGGCUGGAGCGAGAGGGAUUCUGGCCUCUGGGCAUGACUGGCAUUUCUAUGGGAGGACAUAUGGCAUCAUUAGCUGUAACUAACUGGCCCAAACCGAUUCCGCUGAUACCUUGUUUAUCCUGGACUACUGCCUCGAGUGUUUUUACUACAGGUGUGUUAAGUAGAGCUGUGAACUGGAGGGAACUUGAAAAACAGUAUGCUGCACAUACAGUGUAUGAGGAGGAAAUCAUCAAUAUGCUGGAGUAUUGUGGGACAGAUUCUUUCAGGAUGGGCCAGGAAUUUGUGAAAAACGCCCCAGGCAGCUUUGACAGACUCACAGACCUGUAUCUCACCCAUGACCUCCUUAACCUCCGUUCACCAGAGAGGGAACAGAUGGGGCUGCGCUCAUCAGCCUCGUGUUCUCAGCUUGGAGGCGGAGGUCACACCUCAGACUCAGCCCUGCUGAUGGGGCGGAGAGAGAGAGAUGGACUGGAUCAGAUGUUAUCUGCUGUGAGCAGCAGUGGGGCUCAUUUGGACAUGCUACAUGCAAAGAACAUCACCUACGGGUCAGGCCAGCAGCAGCCGCUGCAGCGGGAGUCUCUCUGCUUCAUGAAGGGAGUUAUGGAUGAAUGCACACACAUCGCCAAUUUUUCAGUGCCUGUAGAUCCCAGUCUGAUCAUAAUAGUCCAGGCAAAGGAAGAUGCAUAUAUUCCCCGCACUGGAGUUCGCAGCUUACAGGAGAUCUGGCCUGGCUGUGAGGUUCGCUACCUCAAUGGAGGCCACAUCAGCGCUUACCUCUUCAAACAAGGACUGUUUCGGCAAGCAAUUUAUGACGCCUAUGACCGGUUUCUUCAGAAGUAUUCCAACUUAUAGCCAUGGAUACUUUGGUACUCGGUACAGACAAGAAUCGUGGCAUUUAGAAAGUAUGAUGUGGAGAUGGAGAACACUGAAUGUGAUGGCCCUGAUGUCACAAAGGACUUUGUAACUGAAACGAACAACCUGGUGCUACCAAAGGGAGGCCGUGUGCGCAACCCAUACAAAACCUUGUCUUCCUGACCCUGUUGCCUUUGAUCACGUAUAUCAUGACUGAAACACGUAUAUCAUGACUGAAACAUACUUAACAAGCAAGGGACAAAGAUGUGUCUCCAAACUCAUAAUUAAUUCACUCAUCAUGGUGUCUUUUAAACUCUUAAAGGAGCAGGAAAUAUAUGUUUUGAAUUGUGGGGUAAAUGAAUGAAGUGUGCUGUCAGUAGCUCUGCUAAUCAUGCUUUGGAUUACUUUAAACUUCAGGUUCAAUCCAAAGGACAUGAAAAUUAUUACAAGAUAAUUGUAUUUCCCCAACAGCUCUCAGACAAUCACAGUCCAUAUAUAUAUAUAUAUAUAUAUAUACAUACAUACAUACACACCGAUCAGCCACAACAUUAAUACCA
This is a messenger RNA of Myxocyprinus asiaticus (Chinese sucker), 2110 nucleotides long. RefSeq names its product protein ABHD18-like. NCBI's taxonomy places the organism in Eukaryota, Metazoa, Chordata, Actinopteri, Cypriniformes, Catostomidae. The transcript has 13 exons. Bases 156 to 1553 code for a protein of 465 amino acids. The record is from RefSeq and is a predicted model, not a curated record.